AUGGAGCCUAAUCUAUCAGAUAUAGUUUUGUCUGAUCGUAUUCAGACGAUAGUCAACACUGAGAAAAGUAUUGACGAGAUGAUGAAAUGUGCACGAGAAAUUAUACAGGAUUUGGGAAAAGAGAAACAGAUUGGAAAAAACAAGAUGGAAGAAAAUGCAAACACAUUCAAAAAGCUAAUAACACAAGUGGAAAAUGAGCUCAGUUCCCAAAUGCAAUACUUAUCCCAUGUUUGUGUUGGAUCUUCGCACCAAGGUUCUACGUUCGGUGUACUUCAAAACUCGCUUCUCGCGCAAUCUGGUCUAGCAUCACUUCACUCGGAGCUUGCUCAUAUUCUCACAACAGUUGAUCCUAAACAAGAUGUAGUUUCAAACGGAGAAGGUGACGAAGAAGAAGAAGAUGGCGAUGAAGAAGAAGAAGAAGGAGCAGGAGAAGGACUCAACUUGGAUAACGCUCAGGAAGAUGUCGUCGCACCGUUAACUACUUCUUCAACAGGUACAGCUUCAACAUCAGAAGAAGGAAGUGGCGGUAGUGGCGGAGCACAGGAAGAUGAUGGCGCCGGCAGCAGUUCUCCACGAAGUCAGGAGGAAACUGGUAGAAGAUCGACAGAAGACGAGGAAGAAGAAACAAUGCAACACUGA
Messenger RNA from Caenorhabditis remanei, 639 nucleotides. RefSeq lists its product as uncharacterized. The record is from RefSeq and is a predicted model, not a curated record. Gene Ontology annotation, cellular component: mediator complex. NCBI's taxonomy places the organism in Eukaryota, Metazoa, Nematoda, Chromadorea, Rhabditida, Rhabditidae. Gene Ontology annotation, biological process: regulation of transcription by RNA polymerase II. The transcript has 3 exons. Gene Ontology annotation, molecular function: transcription coregulator activity. Bases 1 to 639 code for a protein of 212 amino acids.